AAAAACACAAAGAAUAUAAUAAUAUAUCACCUUCAUAUCUCCCCCCUUUCUCUUUUGCUUGCAGUUUAAAGCAAUUUGGCAUGUCAUAGUCUCUCUCUCUCUCUCUAGCAACAUAUUAUAACUUUUGCUUUAAGUUCUUGAAAGUUUUGAGAUGGAGAGAGAUUUUAUGGGAUUGAAUUCAAAGGAAUCUGUGAUUGUGAUCAAAGAAGAGGAAGGAUGCAAAGACUCUUUAGAUACAUUCAACCCCCCCAACAAGUUCCAAUCGGGUGAAAACCAGAAUAGAGAAGGUGGAGCUUAUUUUUCAAUGACAAACUAUCCCGUUCAGCAGAAUGCACAUCUGGUGCAUCUUCCUUCCCAUGAUGCAAAGGCGGUCGUAGGUAUGAACCAAGGAAUUUCACUAUCCAUGAACAGCUCUUUCUUUAAGACACAGUUUGCUGGUGCUGGUCAGAAAUUCACUGCUGCUUCCACAAAGCCAUUUAAUCUCGGAGGGGUUCCAAUUACUGCCCCUAACUCACAUCCUUCCUUUGCUUCUCAGGCAGCACAAAAAGAACAGUGGUUCGGUCCAAAAACUCCUAAGGCUCCUUCUCAGAUGACCAUUUUUUAUAAUGGUACUGUGAAUGUCUUCGAUGAUAUCUCACCUGAAAAGGCUCAGGCUAUUAUGUUAUUGGCUGGCAAUGCACCUUCUGCUGCUUAUAAUGUUGCACAACGACGACAUCACCUUCUGGCACCAAGCGCUAUACCUGUGGCAGAGGAUGUUAGCUUUGGGGGCCAGCUCAUGAAUAUGCCACCAGGCUCUGGUCUCUCCAGCCCUAUAUCUGUUUCUUCACAUCCUACAAGGAAGUCUGUUGGUGGUUCUACUAACAUUGAUGGACCAACUAAAGUGAAUGGAAGUUCGAGCAUACCAUUUAACAAAGCUCCAAAUACAGGGACCUCAGUUGGACAUGUUGCUGCCACCACCAUGAUGCAAUCAGCUGUACCACAAGCGCGCAAAGCAUCCUUGGCUCGAUUUUUGGAGAAGCGCAAAGAAAGGACCAUGAGUUCAGCUCCUUAUAACACUCUCAACAAGAAAACUACAGAGAGUACCAUUCCAGGGUCCAACGUUCGCACUUCUGAGAGUUCAGGUUUGGCUGCUGCUCAGGUUUCUAAUGGCAGGGGUAGUAGCAACUAGUCGGGCUCAACGGGAAAGAGAAACCUACUUGUAUAUGUACUUAGCCCUGCUAGUAAAAAGGCUUUUGCUAAGUCCUUAGAUUAUAUUUUAUUAAUUAAUCUUUACUUAAUGUAACUCAUAGUUUCGGCCUUGAACGCAUAGAUGGUGAGCCAGUGAUGUUCAUCAAAUCUUGUUAUGUAAUGUUUAAAUCUGGAAGUCUGCAUUGACAUAUUUGAUGUAUAUGCAUUUCUUGACGCACAUUAAAUUAGUUUCCUUCAGUGAUUCA
Daucus carota subsp. sativus is the source of this 1433-nucleotide messenger RNA. Its product is annotated as protein TIFY 7. Gene Ontology annotation, cellular component: nucleus. The transcript is spliced from 7 exons. Gene Ontology annotation, biological process: response to wounding; regulation of defense response; regulation of jasmonic acid mediated signaling pathway. NCBI's taxonomy places the organism in Eukaryota, Viridiplantae, Streptophyta, Magnoliopsida, Apiales, Apiaceae. The record is from RefSeq and is a predicted model, not a curated record. The coding region runs from base 152 to 1168 and encodes 338 amino acids.